AUGAAUUGCCGUCCAGGUGACGUAACGCCGUCGACGAGUGCGUCCAUGCCUGCCACAGAGAAUCUGAAAGAGCAACCGACCAAUUCAGGUGCUUCUGCUCAAAAGGUUUCGGAAGUCUUCUUGGCUGCUGGACAAGCUUUUCAGAAGUUGGGUGGACUUAUUGCAAAUUUGCAUAAUCCGAAAAAUGGAGUCGAGAGGAAGUGGACAAGUUCGGAUACCAAUAGUUUGCAUGACGCAGUUUCUCGUUUUGCAAGCGAUUUGCAGCGCAUCAGUGAAACAGUCCAAGGAAGGGAAGUACAACUUAUGAAGGAUGAUAUAAUUAAAAGGCCUACAACAAGCCAUUAUGUCAAAGCGGUUUCUUCACGAACAAAUGGUACUACCGUGAGGCCUACUACUACUGCAAGAUCUUUAGUGAAGCGUACGAAUAGUAUUUCACAUCCAUCAAUGGAUGCCGGUUUUAAGCGCCGCAUUAUCAGCACAACUCCCAGUGGUAUUACAGUAUCAAGUAGUACUCGUUACUCUAAUGUUGCUCAUGUACAGUCACUGAACAUCAAUUCAUCGGCAAUGUCUCGAAUGAAAAGUGGGCCACUGAGUGCAGCACCAUCAGCUCUCACGACUGUUACGGUUCAAUCCAGUAUACCUUCGAUUGUCCUGCCUCCAGAACCCACCAUGCAUAACAGUAGACUAAAGAAUUUUGAUGGCGGUACUUUCAACAUUUGA
Messenger RNA from Brugia malayi, 720 nucleotides. RefSeq names its product CG32955-PG, putative. The coding region runs from base 1 to 720 and encodes 239 amino acids. Gene Ontology annotation, cellular component: MLL1 complex; NURF complex. The record is from RefSeq and is a predicted model, not a curated record. The transcript is spliced from 4 exons. NCBI's taxonomy places the organism in Eukaryota, Metazoa, Nematoda, Chromadorea, Rhabditida, Onchocercidae.